This is a messenger RNA of Gracilinanus agilis (Agile Gracile Mouse Opossum), 1392 nucleotides long. RefSeq names its product cytochrome P450 20A1. Lineage: Eukaryota; Metazoa; Chordata; Mammalia; Didelphimorphia; Didelphidae. Gene Ontology annotation, molecular function: iron ion binding; heme binding; monooxygenase activity. The coding region runs from base 1 to 1392 and encodes 463 amino acids. Gene Ontology annotation, cellular component: membrane. The transcript has 13 exons. The record is from RefSeq and is a predicted model, not a curated record.
AUGUUGGACUUCGCCAUCUUCGCCGUCACUUUUCUGCUGGUCCUAGUGGGAGCCGUGCUGUACCUCUACCCGGCUUCUAGACAAGCUUCAGGUAUCCCUGGGAUUACUCCAACUGAAGAAAAAGAUGGAAAUCUUCCAGAUAUUGUAAAUAGUGGAAGUUUACAUGAAUUCCUGGUAAAUCUCCAUGAGAGAUAUGGGCCAGUAGUGUCUUUCUGGUUUGGCAGGCGCCUGGUGGUUAGUUUGGGCACUAUUGAUGCACUGAGGCAGCAUAUCAAUCCCAAUAGGACAUCACAUCCUUUUGAAACUAUGCUAAAGUCUUUAUUAAGAUAUCAGUCUGGUCUUGAUGGAGAUGCAGUUGAGAAUCACAUUAGGAAAAAACUCUAUGAAAAUGGUGUGAACAAGUCUCUACAGAGUAAUUUUGCUUACAUGGUCAAGCUUUCAGAAGAAUUAUUAGGAAAAUGGCUCUCUUACCCAGAAUCUCAGCAUGUGCCUCUUUGUCAGCACAUGCUUGGCUAUGCCAUGAAGGCUGUUACGCAAAUAGCCAUGGGCAAUAGCUUUGAAGAUGACCAGGAAGUCAUUCACUUUCAGAAGAAUCAUAGCACAGUGUGGUCUGAGAUUGGGAAGGGUUUCCUGGAUGGCUCACUUGACAAAAGUACAACUCGGAAAAAGCAGUAUGAAGAAGCACUUAUGGAAAUUGAAACAGUUUUUAAAAAAGUCAUAAAAGAACGAAGAGGAAGAAGCUUCAGUCAACAUAUCUUCAUAGACUCCUUAUUACAAGGAAACCUGAAUGAGAAGCAGAUCCUAGAAGACAGCAUGAUAUUUUCUCUAGCAGGAUGUGUUAUAACUGCUAAUUUAUGCAUGUGGGCAGUCUAUUUUCUUACUACAUCAGAAGAUGUCCAGAAGAAAUUGCACAAAGAAUUAGAUCAAGUUCUUGGGAAAGGUCCAAUUACUCAAGAGAAAAUCGAUCAGCUCAGAUAUUGCCGGCAAGUGCUUUGUGAAACAGUUCGAACAGCUAAAUUAACACCAAUUGCUGCCAAGCUUCAGGACCUAGAGGGAAAAGUUGACCAACAUAUCAUUCCUAGAGAGACCCUUGUUCUUUACGCUCUUGGUGUAGUUCUUCAGGAUCGUUGUGCCUGGCCAUCACCAUACAAGUUUGAUCCAGACCGGUUCAAUGAUGAAUCUGCUAUGAAAAAUCUUUCCUUGCUUGGAUUCUCAGGCACACAAGAGUGCCCUGAGUUGAGAUUUGCAUAUAUGGUGGCCACGGUACUGCUAAGUGUGCUGGUGAGAAAACUGUACUUACAUCCUGUGGAAGGACAAGUUAUUGAGACAAAAUAUGAGCUGGUAACAUCAUCAAAGGAAGAAGCGUGGAUCACUGUUUCUAAAAGAAACUAA